Molecule: messenger RNA, 4408 nt
Organism: Andrographis paniculata
Lineage: Eukaryota; Viridiplantae; Streptophyta; Magnoliopsida; Lamiales; Acanthaceae
Product: DNA ligase 6
Exons: 18
Coding region: 40-4311 (1423 amino acids)
Biological process (GO): DNA recombination; DNA biosynthetic process; lagging strand elongation
Molecular function (GO): DNA binding; ATP binding; DNA ligase (ATP) activity
Source: RefSeq, a predicted model, not a curated record
UGUUUUUUUUUUUUUUAACAAUAACUUUUUUGCGAACUCAUGUCCGUCUCCGAUCGUCCACAACUGCUUAACCUAACUACCGCCGCCCUCCACGGCGCCGCCCUGUCGUCCCUUUCUUUACCACCACAGCCGCCGCCGGCAGGGUCGGUUGUGCCUACCCCCGCGUUAAUUCCUCACUCCAAGGUCAUUCCUAAAACACGCUUCGUCGUCGACGGUUUCAAGCAUGCCGACUCCGGUUUCUCCGUUUCUUACUUCCUUUCUCACUUCCAUUCCGAUCAUUACACUGGACUGUCGCCGCAAUGGUCCAAGGGCAUCGUUUACUGUUCCUCUACCACGGCUGAACUUCUCCACCAAAUUCUGAAAGUUCCUCGGCCUUUUAUUUUUCCGUUACCUCUAUCACAACCUGUAUUGAUAGAUGGAUCGGAGGUCUGGCUUAUUGAUGCGAAUCACUGCCCCGGUGCGGUUCAAUUCUUGUUCAAGGUACCUGCAAGUUGCGUGAGCGGUGGAGGUGAUGAUGGCGUCGUUAGGUUUGAGAAGUAUGUACAUACUGGCGAUUUUAGGUACUGUGAUGAAAUGAAGAAUGAGAGUGUGCUACGGGAUUUCGUUGGUAGUGAUGCUGUUUUCUUGGAUACGACUUAUUGUAAUCCUAAAUUUGUGUUCCCAACUCAGGAGGAGUCGAUUGAUUACAUCGCUGGGGUGAUUGAAAAAUUUGGAAUUGGAAGUGAGAGUUCGAUUGCCAAGAAUGUGUUGUUUCUAGUGGCAACUUAUGUAAUUGGUAAGGAGAAGAUUUUGUUGGAGAUUUCUCGGAGGUGUAAGAAGAAGAUUCAUGUUAGUUGCAGGAAGAUGGCAGUUUUACGUGCGUUGGGUUUGGGGGAUGAUGCAGUGUUUACAGAGAAUGAAUUGGAUAGUGAUGUCCAUGUAGUUGGCUGGAAUGUGUUGGGUGAGACUUGGCCAUAUUUUAGGCCUAAUUUUCAGAAAAUGAAAGAGAUUAUGAGUGAGAAAGGAUAUUCGAAGGUCGUCGGUUUCGUGCCAACUGGUUGGACAUAUGAAGUGAAGCGGAAUAAGUUUUCAGUAAGGACGAAGGAUUCGUUUGAAAUUCAUCUUGUCCCUUAUAGUGAACACUCAAACUAUGACGAGCUUAGAGAGUAUGUUAAGUUUUUGAAGCCGAAGCAAAUUGUUCCUACAGUUGGUGCGGAUGUCGAGAAGGUUGAUAGCAAACAUGCAGACAAGAUGCGGAAGCAUUUUGCUGGAUUAGUUGAUGAAACCGCCGUCAAGCAGGAGUUCUUGAUGGGUUUUAUGCGUGGUGGUUCCGGGGGAAUGGAUGUAGGGAAAGAUUGUCUUGCUGCGUCUGGUAAUAAUCCAGCUGCUUCGAAUUGUGACGAUGAUGUUGAACUGGAGACUGACCUAAAAUCUUCUCAGACUCAGGAUUCUGCUUUAGAAGGUACUAGGGAAAGUGAUUUGGAGAAAUCUGUUCAGGAACUUCGGGAAUGCUUGCCCAAUUGGGUUACUAUGAGCCAGAUGUUGGAUUUGUUGAAAGAUUCUGGUGGAAAUAUAGUGGAUGCCGUUUCGAAUUUCUUUGAGCGUGAAACAGAGUUGUAUGAAGAGGUUUUUUCAAGUGCAUCUGUUUCUUGUACUGCCGAACGGAGCUCAGAAGAUCAUCCUAGAUUGCCUUUCGAAUUGAAAAAUCAUACUGAGAAUGCCUCUUUUAGUCAAUCUUUUAAGUUAUCUGCUUCUGGGAAUAUUAAGAAGAAAGUUGCCUCUCCAGGGAAAAGAAAGAGAAAUCUUGAUAGCAAGGCAACAAAGAAAGUAAGAACAGAUUCAAGCCGGAAAUCUAAUGACACAAAGCAGUGCCCUAUAACCAAGUUCUUUAACAGAAAAAUACCUGCUGUCGAAAAAGUUAAUGAAGUCGAAGUUGAGUGUAACUCUUCUCAUGGUGAUCAAAGUAGGCCUGCUACUGUCGAUGCUAUGGGAUCAUACAAGGGGGUGGUGGAUCAGUUUAUUCAAAUUGUAAAUGGCGAUGAAUCAUUAAGAAGCUCUGCCAUCAUUAUUAUGGAGAAGGCCAAAGGGGACAUAAAUAUGGCUUUGGAUAUGUAUUAUAAUGACAGUACUGCUAAUGCAAAAGAAACUAAUGACAAUAUGCCGGACAAGAUUAAAUUGAAGGAUUCUGAAAGUAACAUAGAGCCCUGCUCUGUCACUGGAAAUGUUGAAUUAACUGAUUGCAGCAAUCUUGAAACCAAACCUGAUGUUAUUUCUUCUUCCUUGAUGAAGUACAAUCCUGUAAAUAAUGUCUCAUUGCCACCUGAAAGAUACUCUCCCAUCGAACAUGCUUGCUGGAAGAAAGGAGAGCUUGCCCCGUACAUUCAUAUUACACGCACUUUUGAGUUGGUUGAAGAAGAAAAGGGAAAGAUAAAAGCCACUUCAAUGCUAUGCAACAUGUUCAGGAGUUUGCUGGCUCUUUCACCAGAGGACGUACUGCCCACUGUCUAUUUAUGCACGAAUAAGAUUGCUCCUGAGCAUGAAAACAUGGAACUGAAUAUUGGUGGAAGCAUUGUUGUUGCAGCCCUGGAAGAGGCUUGUGGAACCAACAGAUCUAAGAUAACCAAUCUGUAUAAUACACUUGGUGAUCUUGGUAUAUCAUUUAUUUUAUUUUUUUAUUUCGUUUGGAUGUACUGCUAUCAUGCUGGUCAAAUAACAUAUACUGAACCAGGUGAUGUUGCCCAGCUUUUCCGGCAGAGCCAAUCUCUUCUUGCACCUCCAGCACCACUUACAAUCCAAGCUGUAUAUUCUUGUCUUCGGAAGAUAAGUGUACAAACAGGUAGUGGCAGUACAGUCAGGAAGAAAAGACUCAUUGUGAAUCUCUUAUGUUCAUGUAGAGAGAAGGAGAUGAAAUUUCUUGUCAGAACUUUGGUGAGGAACUUAAGAAUUGGAGCUAUGAUGAAAACUGUUCUUCCUGCUUUAGCUCAAGCUAUUGUGAUGAAUUCAACUGAUGAUAGAGUACCUGAAAACUUGAAGAAUCAUAUAGAGCGUCUAUCCAGUGUUGUAGUUGAAGCAUACAACAUACUUCCAGACCUGGAUUUAUUUAUUCCAGCUCUGAUGCAGAAAGGGAUUGAGUUUUCUUCAUCAACAUUAUCAAUGGCCCCUGGCAUACCAAUCAAGCCCAUGCUUGCUAAAAUUACUAAUGGAAUAGCUCAGGUGCUGAAGAGCUUCCAAGGCAAAUCAUUUACUUGUGAAUACAAAUAUGAUGGACAACGUGCCCAAAUUCAUGGUUUAGCAGAUGGUUCUAUUCACGUUUACUCGAGGAAUGGUGAUGAAACCACAUCAAAAUUCCCUGAUUUAAUUGAUAUAGUAAAGGAGCGCAGUCCACCGGAAACAGCGACUUUUAUUUUGGAUGCAGAGGUGGUUGCAAUUGAUAGAAAGAACAAUUUGAAGCUUAUGUCAUUUCAAGAGCUCUCUUCCAGGGAGAGAGGUAACAGAGAUUCUCUGAUUGCCACAGAUAAAAUAAAGGUUGACAUCUGUAUUUUUGUCUUCGACAUUAUGUUUGCAAAUGGAGAGCAGUUAUUGGAUUUACCUCUUUGUCAAAGAAGAAAACAUUUAAAACUCCUAUUCGGCGAAGAGAAACCAGGUUACUUCGAAUAUGCAAGAGAAAUGACUGUUGAACUGCAAGAUUCUGAUGUGAAUAAUGAAGCUACAUUAAACAGAAUGACCACCUUUCUCGAUGAUGCUCUCCGUUCUUCAUGUGAAGGCAUCAUGGUUAAGUCCCUUGACGUUGAUGCGAGAUAUACUCCAUCAAAGCGUUCAGAUUCCUGGCUUAAGGUCAAAAAAGAUUACGUCGAUGGACUAAAUGAUUCCCUCGACCUGGUGCCAAUCGGUGCUUGGCACGGCAAUGGAAGGAAAGCAGGAUGGUACAGUCCUUUCUUGAUGGCCUGCUAUAACCCCGACACCGAAGAAUUCCAGAGUGUCUGCCGCGUCAUGUCUGGCUUUUCCGAUGCAUUUUACACCGAGAUGAAGGAGUUCUUCUCCGGCGACAAAGUCCUCUCCAAGAAACCACCGUACUAUCGAACAGCUGAGGCUGCUGACAUGUGGUUUUCUCCCGAGCUUGUUUGGCAGAUCCGCGGCGCAGACUUCACAAUUUCGCCGGUUCACCAUGCUGCCAUCGGAUUAGUCCAUCCGUCGCGAGGUAUUUCAGUCAGGUUUCCGAGGUUUAUCCAAAGCGUAUCGGAUCGAAAGCCGGAGGAAUGCAGCACAGCUGAAGAUAUAGCCGAUAUGUUUGACUCCCAGACGAGAAAAAUGGACAUAAACAUCAAAAAGUAAGAACAGUAUUGAUUUUCUUAGUGUUUUUUUGUAAAAUACGAUGUUACUGCAGUCCCGACAACAUAUGAAAUAUAAAUCGACAACAUUAGAAUUAUAA